CAGGACUCAACUUGCUCUCCAAAAAAAGGCAACUCUUCCAACAACAGGCACAUAGAUGGACUCCAACACUGCACAAAUUUGACGCAAUCAUGGCCACCAAGGUCGAAUUCAAGACAACUUUCGAGGCAAAAAAGACCAUCGAACCUAUCUUUACUGGAGGCGAGGUUUCCAGCAAUGCUACCGGCAGCCUAAUCGCAACUUGCGUAGAAGAUGAUGUCUUGGUGGUUGACAUCAAGACAGUGACUGUUUUGUGCAGGAUCGAGGGCGACGGGGAACCAGUCACCAGUCUCUGUUUGGCUCCCAAUGCAUCAUGCCUGGCUAUUUCAUCCAGAUCGCUGUCGUUGCGCAUCUAUUCCCUGACACCGUCACCUGAUAUAUCUGUCCUCGAACACAAACUUUUGAGGACGUUAAAGCCACACAACACUCCCGUCGUAUCAAGUACGAUUGAUGCGACGGGCACAUUACUCGCGACGGGCGCUGCCGAUGGCAGUUUGAAAGUCUGGGAUAUCCGUGGUGGUUACACUUCACAUACGUUUCAUGGUCAUGGUGGCUUAAUUUCAGCUCUCAAAUUCUUCACUGCAGAUUCCAGUGGUCUAGCGACACAGGCAAACUCCAAGUCAAGUCGGAAGCGGAAAAGCCGGGAGGAAGAACAAGAAGAAUCACUUCCCUCGAAAUCAAUACACCUUGCGUCAGGUAGUGAAGACGGAAAAAUCCAGAUCUGGAAUCUCUCUGCACGAAAAUCAAUUGCCGCACUAGACUCCCACGUGAGUGUCGUCCGCAGUCUUUGCUAUUCUGAGGACACGGGUAUCCUGCUCUCUGCCAGUCGAGACAGAACGAUCAUCCUUUGGGACUCGACGACGUGGAAGCAACAAAGGGUCAUCCCUGCUCUGGAAGUGCUUGAAACAGCUGGCUUUCUGAAUGAAGGCCAACAAUGCUUUGCGGGAGGCGAACACGGUAUAGUAAGGAUAUGGAACACAACUACUGCGCGGGAAAUCACGCCGAAACAAACGCCGGGGCUCGAGAAUGAUUCCAUCUCUGCAAUCUUUAAUGUCGCCGACGAACACGCCCUCCUUUCUGUCCACCAAGACCAGACUCUCAGAUUCCACGACAUCACCAAGUUGGCAACGGGAUUCGGAACGGGAGAUACGCUAGUGCUUCCGCUUUUACGGACGAUAUCUGGCAAUUUUGAUGAAGUUAUCGAUAUGACAUGUGUUGGCCAUGACAGGUCUCUGGUCGCUUUAGCGACAAACACCGAAAGUAUCAAACUCAUCUCAAUCAAAGAGUCAGCACACGACUCAUCCAGAAGUGCCCCCAGCUUUGGAAGUGAUGUCGCCGUACUCGAGGGCCAUCAAGACAUCAUCAUUUGUCUUGAUGUGGACUGGUCCGGCCACUGGCUCGCAACUGGUGCCAAGGACAAUACUGCCAGAUUAUGGAGGUUGGAUCCAGAGUCGUCCUCCUACAGAUGUUUUGCCAUAUUUGCUGGACAUGCAGAAUCACUCGGCGCAGUAGCCCUACCGCGUAGCCCUCCUAGCGACGGUCCUGCGUUGAGAGCACCGGCAGAUCACCCCCCGGCAUUCCUCCUUACAGGCUCGCAAGACAAAACUAUCAAGCGUUGGGAUACAUCAAAACUGAAGUAUUCACCAUCAUCCACCGAACCCCAUACCGGCAGCAAGGCACUCUAUACACGAGUAGCUCACGACAAGGACAUCAACUCCCUUGAUGCCUCGGCCAUUGCUCCUCUCUUUGCUUCCGCCUCCCAGGAUCGAACCAUUAAGAUUUGGUCUCUGGAAGACGGAUCUGUUACGGGAAUACUUCGAGGUCAUAAGCGAGGAGUCUGGUCCGUACGGUUUUCACCAGCAGGCACACCGCCAGUCAAUCUAUCUGAAGGUGGAACCAGCGGGUCGAGGGGACUUCUCGUCAGCGGCUCCGGUGAUCGUACCGUCAAAAUUUGGUCAUUAUCGACGUACACGUGUCUGCAGACGUUUGAAGGCCACAGUAAUUCAGUGCUCAAAGUAUUGUGGCUCCCACCCUCCACCCCAUCCAACCAAGACUCCGAUUCCUCUCGGGAGCCUCGGCAGACACAUAACAACAAACCCAUGAUAGCCUCUGCUUCAGCUGAUACCCUUGUCAAAUUGUGGUCACCCUACUCUGGCGCCGACAGUGACCAUCUCCUCGCCACAUUGGACAACCAUACAGACCGAGUCUGGGCCCUGACCUCUGCAACAUCUUUCCCCCAGGCUACAAAAUCUGCAAAAUCACAAUCCGGAAAAGCUUACCCCCUAAUAUCGGGUGCCGCAGAUGCUACCCUGACUUUUUGGGAGGAUACGACCGUCCAAACGGCUAACACAGCCUCGUUGAAGGCCAGUGCCCGCAUCGAACAAGAUCAACAACUGCAGAACUACAUCAACGCCAAGAAUUACCGUGAAGCCAUCGUCCUUUCGUUGACUCUGAACCAUCCAGGGCGCUUGCUCCAUAUCUUCCAAGACGUGGUCAACCUGCCAGAUUCGGAGAAACAGCCCGACAGUAUCAUGGGUGUGACGGAGGUGGACGACGUGCUCGCCUCGCUCGACCAUUUGCAACUAUACACGCUGUUGGAGCGGGUGCGAGACUGGAAUACGAAUGCACGUACGGCAACGGUGGCGCAACGGGUCUUGAAUUGUAUCUUCAAGAGAUAUCAUGCCAGCGUCUUUCUUGACAUGGCUCGAGACCGUCGUUUGAAGGGGCUAAAGGACGUUAUGCGGGCUCUGGAGGUCUACACCGAGCGUCACUACAAGAGAAUGGACGAUCUGGCGGACGAGAGUUAUUUGAUUGAUUACACUCUGAGGGAAAUGGAUGGCGUGGGCCGUGGUUUGACCGGUGCAGAUCGAGGAGACGAGGAUGUUAUCAUGGUUUGACAAGCCUGGACUGUACUUGCAAGCGAUAGGAAUGUAGAUGC
This is a messenger RNA of Exophiala mesophila, 2935 nucleotides long. RefSeq lists its product as uncharacterized. The coding region runs from base 90 to 2894 and encodes 934 amino acids. The transcript has a single exon. Gene Ontology annotation, cellular component: 90S preribosome; small-subunit processome; nucleolus. The record is from RefSeq and is a predicted model, not a curated record. Gene Ontology annotation, molecular function: protein binding; U3 snoRNA binding. Lineage: Eukaryota; Fungi; Ascomycota; Eurotiomycetes; Chaetothyriales; Herpotrichiellaceae. Gene Ontology annotation, biological process: endonucleolytic cleavage to generate mature 5'-end of SSU-rRNA from (SSU-rRNA, 5.8S rRNA, LSU-rRNA); endonucleolytic cleavage in 5'-ETS of tricistronic rRNA transcript (SSU-rRNA, 5.8S rRNA, LSU-rRNA).